Pleuronectes platessa (European plaice) is the source of this 2779-nucleotide messenger RNA. It is a transcript of the gene gask1b, whose product is annotated as golgi associated kinase 1B. The record is from RefSeq and is a predicted model, not a curated record. The coding region runs from base 209 to 1831 and encodes 540 amino acids. The transcript is spliced from 5 exons. Gene Ontology annotation, cellular component: Golgi apparatus. NCBI's taxonomy places the organism in Eukaryota, Metazoa, Chordata, Actinopteri, Pleuronectiformes, Pleuronectidae.
GAAAGACAGUAUUCAUGUGGCUUCAUGUUUGGGCUGGAGGGUGGUUUCCCAGCAGCUCCGUCCACUGCGCACCGUGCGCAAUAGUCUCUGUGCCCUAUAGUGGCCACGAGUCCUCCCUUCCAGGAUGCGUUUGGGAAGUUGUGCGCUCCUCCCUGGUUCGAGUUUGGCUCAAAAAAGACACUCAACCAUGAAGAUAACAUAAGUUCUAAUGGGGAAGUCUCGCUCUCUCUGGCUGUGCUUCCCUGUCCUGAGACUUACGAGCAGCUUUUGGAGGUGCCCUCUCUCCAGAAGGAGUUUGAUCAUCGCGACCCUAUGUGCGGUCUAUCUGCUUUUUGUGGUUUCAUACGUUGGAUACUCUCAGCAGCAACGGGACAGACGGACAGACAAACACAAGUACCGACACACCCGUGGACUGGAGACCGAUGGUGCCUUCCUGGACUCUGCGGACCUGCCCACCGGUGAGAGCUCUGUGGUCCCGACCCGGUCCAACGUGGUGUACAUCACGCUCAAGUUCAAGCGCCUGAAACCUGCGAAUAUUCGGGGCACAAUCAGGCCAAAACUCAGGAGUAAGCUGAGAAAGAAUAAAUCAGCCAGUUCCGCUUUUACGCAAGACAAACUUGGCGCUUUGGAGCGAGACGCGGGGCAGAUUAACCGCCACUUUGCACCCAAGACUCCCUGGAAAGAAACCAGGGAUGUGGACUAUAAAUCUUUAGAUGUAAUCCACAGCUCUCACAGAGAUGAGAUGGCUAACACCAGCUCCAUACGAAUCUACAGCCAGCGCGCACCGCAGUGGUUCAGCGCUCAGGACGUGGGAGCCAUGCGCUUCCUUGCGGAUGCCAAAGUUUUGCGCAUCAGAGAAGUUUCUCGCCGGGAGUCUCCAUCGCCGCUCCUGGUGUUUGAGGGGGAGACCAGGACCAGAGGAAACCACACCACAGCACGGGGCGGUGUGUGCGUGGGGCGGUGUGGAGUCAUCACCAGCCCCCUGGACACCACUGAGGUCUUUGCUUUCCAUCUGGACAGAGUGCUGGGGCUGAACAGGACGCUACCAGCCGUGGGAAGAAAGUUCAGAUUUCUACACGUCGUGAUGAGCUCAGUGACCCACAGCAGAUACUGUGCAGCCUCCAGGCAUGUGUGUGCUAACUGCAUAAAUUCCAGUGACGGCACCAGUAUGCCCACUGACGGCCGGCCAUGUCCAGUGGUGUUAUGGGACGCGUCUCUGUACCCAGAGGGCCUCGCUGCAGGCCGGGCCACUGUGAGGCUGACAUGGGGGGGCUACCAGAGAUCCCUGAAGCAAAGGUGUUGGCAGAGAAACAUCAACCCGAGGCCCGACUCCGACUGCCGCUCGAUUCAUCACUACGAGUGGAGCAAACUCGCUCUGUUUGACUUCUUGUUACAGAUUCACAACCGUCUGGACGGGAGCUGCUGCGGGUUCCGGCCCCGGCAGGAGGACGAGUGCGUGGAGCUCGGACACCGCGCCGAGUGCGGGGACCCGGAGCGCCUCCUACUGGCCAACAUCUUUCACAGGGGUCAUGACCCCAGACACCUGGUGUUCACCAACAACAAGGGCUUCUUCGACCGCAACGAGGACAACCUGGACUUCAGGCUGCUGGAGGGGAUCACUGAGCUCCCGGAGCAGGCGGUGUCGGUGCUGAGGAGCAGGAGGCUGAGGGAACGACUCCUCCAGUCUCUGUUCCUGGACCAGACGUACUGGGAGAGCCAGGGCGGCCGAACAGGCAUCGACAAGCUGAUCGACGUCAUCGAGAGGCGGGCGAAGGUCCUCCUCACCUACAUCAACGCACACGGGAUCAAAGUCGUCACAAUGAACGCGUGACGAGGUCCAACAAAAAAACGAAUUAACACUUUGAUCCUUGUGACUUUGCUUGGUCCUGAAACAAGACACUGGAGGCUUAAACAAUAACAUUAUUUAAAGUAGUCUGGAUAAAAAACAUCAAGUAAUUUAUCACAAGAGUAUGAGAGCAUACAUCAAUGUGGCCCUGAUCCUCAGGAUCAUGUACUUUUAAAUGGAAUAUUAUACAAAUCAAACAGGAUAAAGAAGUUAUUAUAAAAUAUUUCUCUAUUUAUUUAAAAAAAUGAAUUUUCUCAAUGAAGGACUUAUUAUAAAUCAUCCACUGACCUUUAAAAAGCGACAUGUACGAUUUCUUGUUCAUUACCCUAUAUUUGCAAAGCAUUCAAUUAAUCAAUGGGUGUAAGGAAACAUAUCUGACUCAUCAUUUUCAUGAGAUACUGAGAAACUCUUUAAUUUAACUUAUGUUUGAGAUUUACUUUAACUCUCACUGAAGGAAACUAAUUAGUUUUUCUCCCGUCUGCAGAGUCUUCUCUCGUUUCUCUCCCCAGAGGCCAAACGCCGUCGUCAUUCUGUAAAGAACACGCUGCUGUUAUCGCUUCUCCUCCUCCUGAGGCUUUCCAGCAACUAUCAUUCUCACCGUGUGAAAGAACGACGCGAUAAAGUAAUUGUCUGAAUGUGGCGUCGAACAUUUUACACUGAACGAUGAGUUAUUGAAUCUUUUAUAUCUUUUCUCUUAAAAAACGCCCCAAUGUGAACAUUUGUCAUGAUGAUUGGAGGAGAACCGGGACAGUGACUUUACAUUUUAAACUGAAGGACUUUAAGAACUUUUCUUUUCUCUUGUGACUUUAUUUCACUACAAAAACACUGCUUUUACCAUAACCCUUUGUUUUUUUUAUUGUAUUUAUUUAUUUUUGUACUUUUUCUUUGUAAUUAUUGAAGUUGUCAAUAAAAGUUUGUUUUGUGUCAAAACUU